Thrips palmi is the source of this 1537-nucleotide messenger RNA. RefSeq lists its product as uncharacterized. The record is from RefSeq and is a predicted model, not a curated record. NCBI's taxonomy places the organism in Eukaryota, Metazoa, Arthropoda, Insecta, Thysanoptera, Thripidae. The transcript is spliced from 5 exons. The coding region runs from base 150 to 1478 and encodes 442 amino acids.
UUAUCAGUAGGCAUGAAAAAUUUUUGGCUACAGUGUACACACUUGUCGGCAGACUGCAGACACACCCGUCUGUAGCACCCGUCAAAGAAAGUUGAAGUUGAAAAGUUGAAUAAGAACGCACUGAAGUAAAGUUGAUCUCAAUCGUAAAGAUGGCAAAGACAGGAUUCUCAGCCAAAGAGAAACUGAAGCAAGAACUGCAUUCCCUUGGCUCAGCUUUGGUGUCUCAGUUUGGGGCUGCAAGGGCUUCAACGAACAGUGGAGAUUUGGAGGCUCUACGACUAUUGGCUGAGGGGAAAGGGACAUGUCGAUUCAAAGUGGAGGAUUGGACUGAACCUGUACAUUUGAAUGGAGAGGACGACAACACUGCUCUUCUGCGGAUUUUCCUUCUCUUACUUUGGCAAAAUGGGAGUCUAGAAAAAGCAUCUUAUGACCCUGAAGACCUAAGAAUUGCAAGAGAAAAAGUUAUGAGAGUUAAACCCUCUGUGAAACAAAAUGACCAGUCUCAAAUUGCAGACGAAACAAGUAUUAAAAAUGCACAAGAAAGUAAAAUCGAGGUUGAAUCAGCGGAAGCAGAGGAACAAGUGAAGGAAGAAUUAUUGGGAUGCAAGGACCAGGAGAGGGAAGAAACGGCCGAAAUGGAGGUUCAGGAGGAGGAAGAGACUUUAGAGGAAGAUGCCGACACCAAGGACAUACCUCAGGAAGUUCUUUUGGCAGAGGAUGGCACAAACUACUUGGUAGGACCCAGGGAGAUACACCUGAUGAGAAAGGACCACUAUCAUCCUCUUUUUUCUAAUUACCGGUCGAGUACAGAAAUCAGACAAAGGAACUUUCUCACCUCAAAACACCUCUUGCAUGUCCGCAAGUUAACUGGCAUGGAUGUGUACGACUUUGGGUAUGACUUUUGUCAAGAAGUGUUGGAGAAGGCUGCACCAUCAGUGGAGGAGCUGGCUACUCGCCACCACAGACUUCAUGAACUGGAGCUUUUCCAUGACCUGCAAUUCCCUCGGCUGCAACGCCUCUAUAUCUGGAUGGAUGAAAGAAGCAACAUAGGGGACGAGAGCCACUUCCAGUUUCCAGCACUUCCCGAGGACAGUGUGGGGCUACGAUGGUUGCGCGCGCGCUUGCCGCGUCCCGCACUCCUGUCCCUGCUUCGCAACAACGCCAAGACCCUCGCAGAGCUGCAGGUGGAAGUGGGCACACGCAGCUACCACCCCCCUACCUUCCCAAUGCAGUGUGAUGAUCUCCAUGUCCUGCUGGCAGACUGCAGUCUGAGCGCGCUCCAGAGGCUCAGGUUAGUCAGAGGUGAGGGCUCUAAUCACACCAGAGCAGACUGUGAGGAGCAGGUUGGAGCUGUGAGGCGCAGUCUGCCGGGAGUCACAGUGCUUUGUGACAAGUGUUGCGUUUCAGACAAAUCCUGUGGCAUUGACUACUACCGUAAUUACUACACUCCAAAGGGAGAAUGGGAUCGGUAUGCAUAAGUUCCUAAAAAAAAUUUGUUAAAAUUUGCACAAUUUUAUUAAAUGUUUUUAAAAAGUUU